UCGACCUCCCGGCUCCGCCCUCGGCGUUCGGAUGAAGAUGGCGGCCUCCAUUCGGGUAAAGCUGUAUCCCCGCGGCCGAGGACUGCGGCUGCACACAGCGGCCGAAGUCGCGACUCCUGCGGCCGAGAUAGCCCCGCCCGCCGCCUCGACAGCGCGGUAUCCGCCGGCGGUGGCCUCCCUGACGGCAAAAAGCAAGGCAGCCCGACAGCGUCGGGUGGACCGGUGGCAUCAGCAGGCCCACGACGCGCCCUCGGUGGAGGCGAAGCUGCGCGUGCUCACGAAGGUGCAGCGCCCCAAGUACGUCGUGUACCCGCAGACCUACGCCCUCAGUGCAGACCGCUGGUACCAAAGCUUCACCAAGACCGUCUACCUGAGCGGCCUGCCCCUGCCCCGGCCCCCUGGCCCUGGCGAGCCCGGUGGCCUGCCCGAUCUGGCCCCCCUGCGCUCCGCCGUGUGCGACUGCCUCCUGCAGGAGCACUUCCACCUGAAGCGCAAGAAGCGGGCCCCGCCGUACCAGCAGCAGGAGUUUGUGGCCUCUCCCUUCCUACACCAGCUCGUGAUCUCCCUGACCGGGCUGCUGACCCCCCACAACCCGAGUCUCUCGGCCGCUGCCCUGGAUUUUCAACGGCCGGUUCAUUUUUAUUGGUGGUGUGGUGAAGAAAUUAUUUCAAAAGGUUAUCGUAAAGGUAGAAUUGAUGCAUUACGAUACCAGAUAAAUGAUAAACCACAUAGCCAGAUUCGUAUACAGAAACAACUUUCAGAGUUUGUGCCAUUGGAUUACUCGGUGCCAGUGGAAAUUCCUGUUAUUAAUUGUAAACCAGAUAAACUUCCAUUAUUCAAACGACAGUAUGAAAAUAACAUAUUUAUUGGCACAAGAUUAGCAGAUCCAUGCUGUUAUGGUCACACUCAGUUUCAUUUGUUACCUGACAAACUAAAAAGGGAGAGACUCUUGAAGAACAAUCGUGGUGAUCAAAUAGAAGUUGGUUAUCGAGCGAAUGCCAUUGCCAGUCUUUUUGCUUGGACUGGGGCACAGGCUAUGUAUCAAGGAUUCUGGAGUGAAGCUGAUGUUACCCGUCCAUUUGUCUCCCAGGGUGUAGUUACAGAUGGAAAAUACUUUGCCUUCUUUUGUUACCAGUUAAAUACUUUGGCACUUACUGCACAGGCUAAUCAGAAUAACUCUCGUAAGAAUAUAUGUUGGGGGACAGAGAGCAAGCCUCUUUUUGAAGUUAUCGAAGAUGGUGAUGUUAAAGGCUUCAAUGAUGAACUUUUGCUUCAGUUGAUUCAAUUUCUAAUGAACAGACCAGAAGAACAUAAAUCACAACUAUUAUAAAGACUGUUGGAAUUCAUAAAGCUCACUGAAUGUAAAAUAAAUCAUUUAUGAUUUGGUAUAAUUGUUAAUAUAAAGAUCUGGAAUAAAUUUUAGAAAUAAUUCUUA
Messenger RNA from Sarcophilus harrisii (Tasmanian devil), 1435 nucleotides. RefSeq names its product mitochondrial ribosomal protein S30 (gene MRPS30). The coding region runs from base 32 to 1330 and encodes 432 amino acids. Gene Ontology annotation, molecular function: structural constituent of ribosome. The record is from RefSeq and is a predicted model, not a curated record. NCBI's taxonomy places the organism in Eukaryota, Metazoa, Chordata, Mammalia, Dasyuromorphia, Dasyuridae. The transcript has 5 exons. Gene Ontology annotation, cellular component: mitochondrial large ribosomal subunit; mitochondrion; ribosome. Gene Ontology annotation, biological process: translation.